This is a messenger RNA of Trachymyrmex cornetzi, 983 nucleotides long. RefSeq lists its product as uncharacterized. NCBI's taxonomy places the organism in Eukaryota, Metazoa, Arthropoda, Insecta, Hymenoptera, Formicidae. Bases 1 to 906 code for a protein of 301 amino acids. The transcript is spliced from 2 exons. The record is from RefSeq and is a predicted model, not a curated record.
AUGGAGGUCGAUUCCAUAAAGGAAAUGUUUUUAGCCUCCGAGGAAAAAUAUGGCGUCAAAUAUUUAAAUUAUAUAGGAGAUGGUGAUUCCAAGACGUUUAAUGCUAUUCUUAAAGAAAACCCUUAUGGAGAUGAUAAUCCAGUCACAAAAAAUGAAUGUAUCGGUCACGUCGCAAAAAGAAUGGGCACCCGGCUUCGAAACGUGAAAAAACAUCAUAAACUUGGCGGACGAGGUAAAUUAAUUGAAGGUUUGAUAAAAAAAAUCAGUCUCUAUUACGGCCUUGCAAUUCGAAGAAAUAUUAACAGCGUUGAAGACAUGAAGAAUGCCAUUUUAGCAACGUAUUAUCACAUGAUUUCAACGGACGAAAACCCAAGACACGAGUACUGCCCUCUUGGCGUUGACAGUUGGUGUAAAUGGAACAAAGCAGAAGCAAGUGGAAUUGAUCCAUCAAGUUUAAAGCACCCUGCACCAAUGCACAAAGAUAUUCAAGAGCAUGUAUUCCCGAUAUUUGAAAAUUUAUCCAACGACGAUUUGCUGCAGAGAUGUUUAGGUGGCCACACACAGAACGCUAACGAAAGUUUCAAUGCCACAAUUUGGCGUAUCGCCCCUAAACAUCUUAAUUCCGGCCUUAAAAUCACGGAAAUUGCAGCAUACUUGGCAGCAGGAAUUUUCAAUGAGGGAUUUUCGUCAAUUCUACGGGUCAUGCAACAAUUAGAAUUGACAAUCGGCACGUAUUGUAUGUCCUUUGCCAACAAGCGCGACGAGAUCCGCGUUUCGCAAGAAGAGCAUCGCAGCCAUUCAGCCUCAAAAAAAGCUCGAAAAGCACGAACAGACCGAUUAUUGACCCAAAAUGCGUUAUUCGAGGAAGCCGAAGGACUUUUGUACGGUGCUGGAAUCGCUGAUUGAUCUAUUCCAUAUUUUUAAAACGCUAGAGUGCUCGCCAAUGAAAAUCGAGCUGAACUUCAACAGACUGCACAUCCGCC